Oppiella nova is the source of this 385-nucleotide messenger RNA. Lineage: Eukaryota; Metazoa; Arthropoda; Arachnida; Sarcoptiformes; Oppiidae. The record is from the annotation of a GenBank genome assembly.
GAUGUCUGGGAUGUCAGGGAUGUCUGGAAUGUCAAGAAUAUCAGGAAUGUCAGGGAUGGUUAAUCACACGGGGAUAACAGGAAUGGCAACCGAAGGCUUUUGUGACUCUCAUUGUGGCAAUAAUUUUGAAAUACUAAUAAUCCUGAUGUCUAUAGCGGGCAUAAUAGGUCGUCCCGCUAUGGCCGGUAAUGUGAUCAUAUCAUUCAGAAUUGUUGACGAGGAAGAUAAAAGCCUGGCCAUGGGUGUAGCAGGGGGGUUGGGUUCAUUAAUAGCAUACAUACCAUACCCGCUGGUGUUUGGGUGGGUGACUAACACGGCGUGCGAGGUAUGGGAGUCCAAGUGUGGAAAAACGGGUAAUUGUCUGGUGUAUGACGUGGAUAAGUUU